Messenger RNA from Prorocentrum cordatum, 1760 nucleotides. Lineage: Eukaryota; Dinophyceae; Prorocentrales; Prorocentraceae. The record is from the annotation of a GenBank genome assembly.
AGCCCGUCGCUCGAGCACGUGCUGGGCAUAGGGCCACUGGGGCGCCCGUGCGCCCCCGCUCCACCCUCCCCCCUCGCCUUCCCGCGGCCCGUUCCCCCCUCAGGCGCUGAUGGUGUGCGCUGCUCGGCUGCGAUGGCCCUCGGACCAGCUGGCCCUCGGGAGGCAGUGCCGGCUGCGGGUGAACUCACACUGCGACAAGGUGAUCGUCAACGUGGUGUUGUUGCCAGUGUUCGACUCGCUCAUGCUCAACUCCUUCGCCCUCCAACUGGUGGCUUCACUAUUGGAUUCUCUUCCGCAUGCAGUGGUUGUUGAUCAUGGCCAUUGUACGUCGGCUGGCGAAUCGCACAUCUCGAUAUCUUUUCGGCGGGUUCCUCCUGAAGCUGGAGGUAGUCCUCCUGGCCCACCUGCUGGUGGGGGCUCUCCUGGCGGUUGUGAUGACGAGGAGGGGGAUGACGAUGGAGGUCCUGGCGAUGUAGAUGUCCGAGGUCAAGAUCCGUGGUUUGCUGGUGGCGACCCCUGGCUCGGUGGCGGGACGGUGCGCCGCGGUGGCAGCGGAGCCAGUGGCAGGCCCCCGAAGAUGCCUCGCAAGCAGCGUGCUGACAGACCUGUGGAUGAUGUUGACGGUGGCAUGGGUGCUCAGGCGGAUGCACUUCCACUGGUACCUGCUUUCCCUGCGCUUUCAGUGCCUUGCCAGGUGGCCGAGGCCAAGCUCUUCGAGAGCCUUCGGAUGAUGAUGCACAUUGUGAUCACGGCAUGGGCUAUUGCAUCUCGGACGAGGGCGGCGUCGCGUGUGCCUACUAGUGGCUGUGCUGCUCUUCCUGCCCUUCCUGCUCCAUGCGAUUACCAGGCCGACAGCGACAUAGUGGACUCCAUGAUGUACGAGAUGGACGUCGACGGGUACCCUGAGGACGACGCCUUGCGCGUUGCCUUCGAUAUUCCUCAUCGUGGGGCUCCUGUGGUUGCUGCUAAUGAGAGUACUGGCAGUCAUGGCUGGGAUGGUCGUGCUCUCCUUCGUGAUGGAGCUGGCGGUGGAGACGUUGAGGCUUUACUUGCGGAACUUCUCAAGCCCUUGGCGGACGCGCAAAAGAACUUCCAGAAUACGCUCGAGCGGAGUUUCGGUUCGCAGGUGCUGUCCUCUGGUGCUGGCGCAGCCCCCGGGCGGAUUAUACGUGAGAUUGUAUGGCAUGAGGAGGAGUUCGUGAGCUGGCGCCGGCGGUUGCCGCUCGCGGAGCUCUGCCAGCAACACGCUUGGCCCUUGGAGUUGUUCGUGGGUCGGUUCGUCACUCUCCUUGGCGGCCCCUGGAUUGGGCGUGUCGCGAAGAUAUCUGGCAUUCGCGAGGGCGCUGUCUGCUUGGAGGUGUACCCCGACGAUGAGCGUACAGAGGCGGACCCGAUGAUCGUCUACGAGUGUGGCAACCCCGCUAGUACUCCGCAGUGGGACGGCAUGAUGGUGGAGAAGAUGAUUCUGGAUGCGGAUCUGGCUGCUGAUCUCUGAGGUUGAGUGUGUGCUAGGGAGGGAGUGGCUUCGGUGGUCUGGCCCUUUUUACGGGUCGGCACGGCCAGGUGGGUGCCUCGUGGGGGCGCCCCUGGUGAUGCUGCACACCUCCGCGAACGGGGCUCAGGGGAGGGCGCUUCGGUGGUCUGGCCCUUUUGGGGGUCGGCACGGCCAGGUGGGUGCCCCGUGCGGGUGCCCCUGGUGACGCCCCAAACCCUGCACACGGACGGACGGGGCUCGCUACGGGCCCUGCGGGGGGGGGGAU